This is a messenger RNA of Trichogramma pretiosum, 4061 nucleotides long. It is a transcript of the gene Syngr, whose product is annotated as synaptogyrin. The record is from RefSeq and is a predicted model, not a curated record. Lineage: Eukaryota; Metazoa; Arthropoda; Insecta; Hymenoptera; Trichogrammatidae. The coding region runs from base 296 to 964 and encodes 222 amino acids. The transcript is spliced from 4 exons. Gene Ontology annotation, cellular component: synaptic vesicle membrane; neuromuscular junction.
GGUAAGCAAGGGAGUCGGGAGCAGCGAGCGAUCCGUAGUGUCAGCGUCGCGGCCACUCUGAGCGGGGCGCGCAGUUCCGCGCAAAAGCACAGCACGAUCGAAAGCUGCCACGCAAGUCCAACUGCAAUCGAGGCCUGGCGGUGCAUCAGCGGUUUUUGCAUCGGAUCGAGUCCGAGUCGCGUCGUCCUGCCGUUAUUAGCCGAGAGCAAGACCCGCGAGGACUGCGAUCGAUCGCCUUGGGGCACGUUCGAUUAGUCGCGAUUAGCUGAGCUGACGACGAAUCGCCUGCUGAAACAUGGACGUCGGCGGUGCCUACGGGGGUGGCAAGGCAGGUGCUGCCUUUGAUCCGAUCGCCUUCGUGCAGAGACCUCAGGUCAUCCUCCGAGCAGUUUGCCUCCUGUUUUCCAUUAUUGUUUUUGGAUGCAUAAGUAGCAAAGGAUAUAUUGAAGAGGACGGAAAAGAUAUAUGUCUGUAUAACAGAGAUGCAAAUGCGUGUAACUAUGGCACAGGCAUUGGCGUCAUAGCCUUUUUGGCAAGCAUCGGUUUUUUAGCCGGUGAAUAUCUUUUCGAACAAAUGUCGUCGGUCAAGACAAGAAAGCACUACGUUUUGGGAGACCUCGGCUUCUCUGGAUUCUGGUCAUUUCUUUACUUCGUUGGGUUUUGUUAUUUAACUAAUGCCUGGAACAAAUCCACUCCGGCGAGCGACUAUGGUAAAAAUAAUGUGCAAGGAGCCAUUGCGUUCUGUUUCUUUUCCAUUUUUUCUUGGGCAGGAUGUGCAUGGUUCGCAUUUCAGAGAUUCAAGCAGGGAACCGAUGCCGCAUUCACUCAGAGCUAUGAAGCUGACCCAUCGCAGAGCCAAGGAUACACGAGUUACCCUGACGCAACAGACGCCGCAUAUCAAGAACCUCCCUUUGGUCAACAGCAACAGAGAGGAAUGGGCGAUUUCCAGGCUCCUACUUAUUAAUCGGCCAAACAGUGCACAACCAACGACUAAUACCCAAUGGUAAUUUUUGCGAUAUAACAAGAGCGUUAUGUUAUACUCAUGUAGGAUCUGGGUCAAUCAUUGAUCUUAUGUAAAAUCAAUCAUUUCUUUUGUUUUUUUUGCCGCUAAUUGAUUUUAACAAUGCAUUUAUUUUUAAAAUAUAUCAUUAAAUUUUUUUUCAAAGCCAAAAACAUAAUAAAUAAAUUAAUUUGGAUUUACAUCAAGUGAUCAAUCAUUGUUUCAUGAGAUUUCAGGACAAAUAACACAUUAAUUGUAUAAAAUAAUCGUUAUUAUAUAGAAAAAUAAACAAGUAUAAGGGCGCAACAAAGGGAACCAAAAGUGAAUGUUAAAAAGCGUAAAGUAUAAAGAUUGUGCCAUAAAAAAGGCCUCAUGUUAAGUCAAGAUAUAUUAAAUUCUACAAAAGUAGAGACCGAUCCUGUUUAAAACCUAAAAUGAUCAAUAAUUCCAGCACAUUUAUGUAUAAUGUAUAUUUGAAUGUCUUCAAAAAUAAGCAUUUGAGAAAAUGACAAAAUUAGUUUGAAAACAAACUUUUUUGUUUUCUCUGCUUGUUUUCUUCUUAUUUUAAAUUUAAGAUGAACGUUCACUACCGGAUAAAAUAAAAACAUGCAAAUUUUGCGACCUCAUAGAUACAUUAUAAUCAAGUAUUCAUGCAAAAAACGUCCAUACUCAUAUUUUAUGGAUCUUUGAUUCGUUAAAUUAUCGAAAGUUAAACAUCAUUGUUAGUGAUUAUAGAUACAGUGUCCCAAAAUGCUUUUGCGACUAGUUUAAUACUUUUAGAGUAAAAUUUAAUCUUUCAGGCAUACAUUUUUCUUUAGCAUGAGAAGAUACGAAAAUUUGAUGUAAUCUAAAAUUGCCAAACUGUUAUAGUCGCUAAUUGCUGCUAGUCUCUCCUUAACUACAGCAAUACUAAUGGAUAACCGUUACUUGUUGAUGGAAUAAAACUAAAAUUAUUCGUUAAUAAUAUUUGAAGAAUUCGAAUGACGUAUAAGCCAACAAAAUUAACAUGUAUGAAAUUUUUCUUUUUACAUGAUCAGUUAUUCCAUAACUUGUGAAUAAAAAUGUUUUUAGAAAAUAAAAUAAAUUAUUCUCGUCUAAUAAAUAAUCUUUCAAUUUAUUUAAUGAAUCAAAAAAGUGGUCGAUAGAAAAGAACCAUUUAAAAUUCACACAUCCGAUUGUUUUGUUAUUAAAAAUUUCAUUUUCAUAGAUUAUACAAGUAAUUGGUAUUAAGUAAACACUUCAUUUUUUCGAUUAUCCAUAACUUCAUUAUUAAAUAAGUUUCGCUUAUCAAUAAUAAGUCGCUGGUUGAAAAAUUACAAUAAGAAGAAGAACAAAAAUUACUAUCGAUACAAUUAUACCACAAAUAGGCUGUUUAUGGUAAGGCAUAGUUUUGGGCCCGAUCGUUACAAAAGCUCUGUGGUGUGUGACAAAGUUGCCACGUUACUUGUAUCGUAAAUUACUAUUAUUAAAUUUUGGUAGAAAGUGGCGUAAUUUUUUUGUAAUAAUUAAUUAAGGUUGAGUUGAAAAAUAACUCAUAAUAGUUUAUGAUUUUGCACAAUAUAUUGAACAUCAAAUUUUAAGUGCAUGAGGUGAAUGUACGGAACGCAAGUUAUUGAAUUCAAAAUUAUAAAGAAAAAUGAAAUGUCUGCUAAAGAUAUUAUUGACGAAAAAUGCAUAUACAAAAGACAAAAGUGCUUCUAUAAUGGUCGUACGUAAAUAUAUAUUAUAUAAAUUAUAACAAUAAUAUCAUAUAUUUAAUAAGGACAGAAAGUAAGAGUUAAAUGAUGUUAACAUCUCAAGUUAGCUGAACAAAAAUGCAUCAGAUUCAAGUUAUAUAAUAUGUAGAAAUAAGUCGAUGAAAUAGUAGCUUGCUAUAUUGCAUUUGAAUUAUUGUGACAACAAUUUUUCUUUAUUACUUUUGUUCAAGCGCUUAUUUUAAUAGAGCAUUAAAAGUUACAUGCGCUCAACAUGUCAACAAUAAUGUUAACUAAUUUUUAGAUAAUGUUGAUUUCACUGCCCAGCGAGAGAAUUAUUAAAAAAAAAUAGGCUUUCUUAAUUUAAGUCAUUUUGAGUUCAUUUAAUGUGCUUAUUGAUUUAAUAAUGUAUCAACAAUGUAGAUUUUGAAAGCUUUUAAAAUAUUAAAAAUUGAUAUAAAUUUUCAUUAUAAUUUAGGAGAAAAAUAAUAGAUAGUAUUGUUACAAAAAAUGAAUAGUUAUCAUUUAUUUACGAUAUGAUUGAUGUAAAACACUUCCACGUUGAUCUGGUCAUAAGUGUAUUACCCAAUUUGAACUUCUAGCGUAAAUAACGAUGAUUAAAGUUGAUAAUUAUUUGAUGAAAUUCCUGAAAAAAAUCGACCAUAUGCAUCUCUUGAACAUAAUACAUAAGCAUUCAAAUUAGUUUGUUGAGAGAUUACUUUUCACUUAGGAGCGUCUAAAUAAUCUGAAUAUUUCUGAUAAAACUCUAGUCUCCUUUUUAUUGUUGUAUUUUUUAUUUUUUUAUCGAGGCAUAUUUUAUCAGAAUUGCAUUGAAUAAAAAAAUAAGAAAAUAAGCUGUGUGUAAAUAAAUUCAAUCACGCGGACGAUGAGAAAGUUUUGAUUAUUUUCAAAGUGAAAAUAAAUUGUAUAUUUUUAUCACUAUUAAUACUUCAAUAACCCUUUCACAUCGAUGAUUUGAUUAGACUUUUACGAUGUGAGUUCUGAUAUGUGAAAUCAGCUGCUAUUAUAACAUUCCAAUUAAACGAAAAUCAAUCGUAAAGGAAUAUAUUUGUGAACUGUUAAAAAAAGUUUCUGGCUGAAAAGUCUGUGCUAAAUUAACUUAAAAAUAAAUGUAAAUUAUCUAAGGACGAAAACCAAUUCUGUUAAAUGCCGUUUGUGGUAUAACUGGCUAUAAUUAUAAAAAAUUGUACCUUGUACCUACUAGUAAAUUUUGAAUUGAGAUAUCAAUAAAUAUCAUUUGUAAAUUGGUUUUUUCUGAUAAAAUGUAUCAUAAAAAUCCAUUUUUCAGGAUCCAUACUUUUAAUUGAAUUCAACUAAAAAUAAAUGAAAUUAUUUAUUGUGUUAAA